This is a messenger RNA of Hipposideros armiger (great roundleaf bat), 1407 nucleotides long. It is a transcript of the gene CUNH1orf141, whose product is annotated as chromosome unknown C1orf141 homolog. The coding region runs from base 1 to 1407 and encodes 468 amino acids. Lineage: Eukaryota; Metazoa; Chordata; Mammalia; Chiroptera; Hipposideridae. The transcript has 8 exons. The record is from RefSeq and is a predicted model, not a curated record.
AUGACAGAAAAAAUCUUACAGAAGUUAGAUAUUCUGGAUGAGCAAGCAAAGAUACUCUUGGCCAGAAGAAUAAAGAAAAACUAUCUUCAGAGUCAUGUAAAGGAAAAGACUUUCGUUAUACCCUUGACAUUUGAUUGUCAGUCAGAAUUUGAAGAGGCUGUUAUCACUACAUCCACAUCUAAAACAGUAUCAGGGAGUACAGAAAACAAGUCACCUGGUAUUAAAAAAACAAAAAGGUAUGUCUCCUUCAAAAAUGAGCCUAAACCUAAAAAGAGUGAUGUUGAAAAGUUAAAUUUAAGACCACACUUUGUACCAACAAAUAUAAAAAAUCAAGAAAGCAAGUCAAUAGAACCAGUGGAAGAAAAUCUAAAAUCAAGAUAUAGUAGACGUUUUCUUUAUCUUAAGGAUACAGGUGAGGUGGAAAAUGCUAAGCUUUCACAUGACCAGUAUUCACAGCAGAGACAAGAAUGUAGACAAACACUGGACUCUACAGCCUCUUUUCCUGUACCCAGCACUCAAUCUAGUGCUUAUAAGAAGGAAAAAGACUCCACUUUAUUUACAGCUCACACUGAAAUAAAAGCUAAGAAAUCAUUUGAGUUGGUUGGCCACUUAGAAGAUUAUGUAAAUAAAAGAAGAACUUCUCCACAGAUAAAUGAUUUGAAUACAAGAGAAAAUAUAUCUGUCAGAAAUGAUCAAUUAAGUGAGUAUUGUUCAGAAGAAAAGAAAAGCUUUCUCCCCUUAUGCUUUGAGGAUGAAUUGAGAAGGCCAAAUGCCAAGAUAAUCAACAUUAGUCCAGCAAAAGCAGUAACUUCUCACAUGGAACAAAAUGACACAAAUCCCAUAAUUUUCCAUGAGACUGGAUAUGUACAAACAUUACUUCUGACAAAAAAUAGGCUUCUUUCUCAUCCUAUGGAAAAUAGAAAUACUUCCCCAUAUAAAAGAGUAAAUUUUGUUCUAGAAAGAAAUCAUGAAAUCUUCAAAUCUUUAAUUAAUAAUCAAUUUAUUACUGAUUCUAAACCCAAAAGAACUAUGCCUGCAGCAUGGAGGAAAAAUAUACAAGCAUCGUCUCUUGAAGUGGGCUAUAGAGUUGUAGAGAAUAAACUAAAGAAGAAAACUAGUAUGAAGACAUUUGAAAACAUGUCUUGUAAUAAACCCUAUAAUUUCUCAGAGACUUUUUCUAGCCUAACAAAAAAAUGUGUAGGUUUCCUUGAUAAAACUGUUAUUCAAGAAAUGAGUACUAAAAAUGGUAAAUUUAAAAGCAUGUUAUCUACAGUUAAACCAAUGAGCAAAUUCAGUGCCUCACCUGUCAAAUAUUGCUCAAAGCCUUUAAAAAAUGUACUCAAAUUCUAUAAAUUAGAUACUGUAACACCACUGGAUGAUUUGUUAAACUUGUCAAGUGGAAAUUAA